Molecule: messenger RNA, 1389 nt
Organism: Ramularia collo-cygni
Lineage: Eukaryota; Fungi; Ascomycota; Dothideomycetes; Mycosphaerellales; Mycosphaerellaceae
Exons: 1
Coding region: 1-1389 (462 amino acids)
Source: RefSeq, a predicted model, not a curated record
AUGUCUCUCGAUUCCGCUCGCGAUUGUGCCGACUUUGCAGGGCACAUCAUGGAGACUGACGCUGCUGAUGAUGCCAUCACCACCGACACCGUCCAUCCGCUAGAAGUAGACAUGAAUCAGCUCGGCCUCGACGCUGUCGCCGUCGCGGCAACCACUCAGCCUCCCCACACUCCGAACAACCUAGCCCCUGAGCUCAAGCUGCAGAUCGCGUCCAACCUAUCGAUGGCCCAGGUCAUGAAGCUUCGACAGAUGAGUUUGAAAUUCAAGGAACUCGUCGACGAGCACCAGGACACGAUUGCGCAAUCUAGAAUUAAAUCGUCACUCGCGUACAUCGACGACUUCAUCAAGUCACACAUUACCUACAGCGCCAAGAAUGUGAACGGCAAGAGCGCCUUCAUGACCGCACUCACUGCAUUCAUCAACUUGCGCGGUGUUGUGAAGCCUAGCCUCUGCUUUGAGUGGAUGRAACUCAUUGAAUGGUUCAUUGCGACCUGGAAGAUUAGACUCACCCUGGAGAACGAAUCUGAAAAGGAUGAGGUCCCCGCUGAGGACUCUGAGGAGAUCGAGUCUCAACAGCCUGACAUGAACGACGAGGCUGAGCAUCGCGAACACAAGAUGGAUCCGCUUCAAGUCGCCAUCUUCAAUCUCGCGCGUCUCCACGCUCACUAUCAUGUCAGGGGAUGCGAUUUGGAGGAGGAGAGUGUUAUCUUCUACCAAGACAAGUGGCUGGCGAUCCCGCCCAAGAUUGUCGGACUGCAGUCUGUUGUGCAGAUGCACGUCGUGCUCCAAGACAUCGAGGCCGGCGCGUGGAUACCUGCCAAGGUCUUCCAGCAGUGUCCUGUCCUGAGCUGUGAGGUAGACGCACCACCCACUCCAUACGGCAUCUACGCAGACCCAUUCUGGGACGCCAUCGAGGAGGAUAAUAAGAGAGCGAAGGCGGAAAAACUGGCGCGUGAGGAACUGGAGCGCGCCGCCAUCGCGGACGCUGCGGCUGGGUGGACUCUUGUUGCGAAGCCACCCCGUCGCAGUAAGAAGCAAGUGGCCAAGACCAGCGCUGCUUUGGACCCUCAGAACCUGGCUCCCAGCAAGCCUGUGACGGAGUACCCCGAGGGAAUGCCUGACCCCGACAAGGAAUCCUACGAUGAGUUCAAUGACCGGCCCAUUUUCUGCCCCGAGUACGGCAUCUAUUACGAGCAAGAAGACUCUGAGGCUCUGGCGUCCAAGUUCCAGAGAAUCUUUGGCGUUUCUGACUUGCUGGAAGGUACCCCUUUUCGGCACUUCGUCAAGUCAAAGUGGGCAUACGAGAUGGUGGUGGAGGUUCUCAGUGGGCAGAUUGAGCCGAGCUUACAGCAAAAGGCCGCGAUCUUGGAGGAUUUGUACAUCUAUUGA